UUGGCUUUAUAUUAAAUGGGCCAAACAAUUCUAUAUUAGUAUAAAAUAAAAUAAAAUAAAAAUAAAUUAUUUUGCUAAACGAGCCUAAAAAAAUGUCUUCAAGCUCGACUUGUCUAUUUCAAUAACAAACCCAAACAGAACUUUUUACGAGCCGAGUUGGACCUAUCAGUUCAUUUGCAGCCCUAGAAAGGAACACCCCGUGAAAUGAGAAAAUGUGGUUUAAACUGUAAACUGGAAAAAAGGACAUAAAUGCGGGUGUCCCUCGCUUUUACAUGACAUACCUUGCCAUGUCCCGUUACAUUUGGAAUUUCAACUCUCACAUUUUGAACGACUGAAAAAGGAGAUGUCAUGCGCAAGUGCAAGGCAUGUGAUCGGAAGUCGAAUUUGUACAACAAAUUUGUAUGAUUACGUGCAGCUUCUUGAAGCUUGCAUUGCAUCAAGAUCACUCACGAAAGGCAUGAUAGUCCAUCAGCAUCUCCUUAAGAAUGGCAUCAUUACCAAUACCACCACAAACAAAAGCAACAACAGUAAUGCCAUUGUAUUAGACAAACUCACUCGGUUUUACAUUACCUGUAAAGAACCUGAACUCGCUGGUCGCGUGUUCGAUGAAAUUCCAGACCCAGAAAAGAAAAACAAUGUAAUAUUGUGGAACCUGAUGAUCAGAGCUUAUGCAUGGGAUGGACCCUUCCACCGAGCGAUCGAUUUGUAUUACCAAAUGUUUGAAUUUGGGGUCACACCAACAAAGUACACCUACCCAUUUGUUCUCAAGGCAUGUUCUGCUCUACAGGCAAUAGAAGAUGGUGAGGAGAUCCAUAAUCAUGCUAAAAGACUUGGGCUUGAGUCUGAUGUUUACGUUUGCACUGCUUUGCUCGACUUUUAUGUAAAAUGUGGUUCUUUAGUUGAAGCACGAUAUGUGUUUGAUAAUAUGUCUAGUAGAGAUGUUGUAGCAUGGAAUGCAAUGAUUGCUGGUUUGUCUCUUCAUGGAAUUUACUGUGACACGAUAGAAUUAGUUGUGCAAAUGCAGAGAGCGGGAUUGAGUCCCAACGCUUCGACUGUGGCAGGGGUUCUUCCCGUGAUUGGCAAGGCGAAUGCAUUGGGCCAAGGGAAGGCUGUUCAUGGUUACUCUGUGAGGAGGUUUUUUCAUACCGAUGUAGUGGUUGGAACUGGACUUUUGGAUAUGUAUGCUAAAUGUCAGUGUCUAUCUUACACCAGGAGGUUUUUUGACUUGAUGGGUGUCAAGAAUGAGGUAACUUGGAGUGCUCUAAUUGGAGCAUAUGUUACAUGUGGUUUUACAACUGAGGCAUUGGAAUUAUUUGAUCAAAUGCUGCUCAAGGGUGUUUCAAGUCCGUCAUCAGUUAUAAUUGGAACAGUUCUUCGUGCUUGUGCUAAGCUGCUUGAUCCAAGAAGAGGGAGACAGAUUCAUGGUUACACAAUUAAAUCAGGGUCUGUUUUGGAUAUAAUGGUUGGAAACACGCUUCUUUCAAUGUAUGCAAAGUGUGGAAUUAUAGACGAUGCAAUGAGAUUCUUUGAUGAAAUGGAUUUGAAAGAUACCGUUUCUUAUAGUGCUAUCAUCUCAGGGUGCAUGCAGAAUGGUAAUGCAGAGGAGGCUUUGCAUACUUUCCACAAGAUGCAAUUGUCUGGGAUAGACCCAGAUUUGGAAACUAUGAUUGGAUUCUUGCCAGCUUGUUCACAUUUGGCUGCUCUACAACAUGGACUUUGUGGUCACAGUUACUCAAUUGUACGUGGAUAUACGACGUAUACCUCAGUUUGUAAUGCUCUUAUUGACAUGUACUCUAAGUGUGGUAAGAUCAAUACGGCCAGGGCAGUUUUUGAUAGAAUGCACAACAGGGAUAUCAUUUCAUGGAAUGCUAUGAUUGUCGGUUAUGGAAUUCACGGACUUGGGAUGGAGGCACUUUCAAUGUUCCGUGAUAUGCAGACUGUAGGUUUAAAGCCAGAUGAUGUGACUUUCAUUUCUCUCUUAUCUGCUUGCAGUCAUUCAGGACUUGUCGAUGAAGGGAAACACUUGUUUUCUGCCAUGAAUGAAGAUUUCAACAUUAUCCCAAGGAUGGAACACUACAUGUGCAUAGUUGAUCUUUUGGGCCGUGCUGGACAUUUGGAUGAGGCCCACAAUAUCAUUUUGAGAAUGCCAUUUGAACCUGACGUUCAUGUAUGGAGUGCCCUGCUUGCUGCCUGUAGGAUCCAUAAGAAUAUUGAACUGGGAGAAGAAGUAUCAAAUAAGAUCCAUAGCAUAGGACCAGAAGGUACUGGAAAUUUUGUGCUCUUGUCUAAUAUAUACAGUGCUGCUGGGAGAUGGGAUGAUGCAGCAAAUGUCAGAAUCAUGCAGAAGGAAUGGGGUUUUAAGAAAAGUCCAGGAUGCAGUUGGGUGGAGAUAAAUGGUGUUGUGCAUGCAUUUGUUGGUGGGGAUCAAUCGCACCCACAGUUUUCACAGAUAAACAAUAAAUUAGAGGAAUUGCUAGUGGAGAUGAAGAGGUUGGGCUAUUGUGCAGAAUCUAGUUUUGUUUUUCAAGAUGUUGAAGAGGAGGAGAAGGAACGGGUUCUCCUUUAUCACAGCGAGAAACUAGCUGUUGCUUUUGGAAUUCUGAGUUUGGGCCCCAGCAAGCCCAUUAUUGUUACUAAGAAUUUGCGCAUUUGUGGCGACUGCCACAUUGCCCUAAAAUAUAUUACUACAAUUACAAAGAGAGAGAUAACUGUAAGAGAUUCAAGUCGGUUUCAUCAUUUCAGGGAUGGAAUUUGCAACUGUGGGGAAUUCUGGUGAGGGAAGUGGUUAUGUGAGUGGUCACAGAAUUCUACGGUGGACGCAGUGAAAUCUACAUGUCGCGUUUCUCCUGAAAACUAUGUUGAAGCUUUGAACAAGCAGGCUAAGCCUCUUCUAAUGAGCAUAAUAGAGAGUGGAAAAUAUGGGAAGCUUGUGGGUCCAAGCUGGGUGAAGAAUCGCAGAUGACAAUUGUUCUUACAGAUGCUGUUCAGAGGUCUGGUAUGAUGAUUUCACGUCAGGUUUUUUGCUGAUGACUUGCUCAUAGUUGCAAGGGCUAAUUUGGAGGGACUGCUGCUACCUGAAAAAGAGUUUUGAAGCACUUUGAAAUUCUGUCUUGCUUAACAGUUGGCACAGAGAAAGGUGAGGUGUUCUUGUCUAGGACAGUAGGAAUAACGAAUGCUCUUCUCCAAUUCUUAGGGUGUGAGCUUGGGAAAUUUCCUAUUAACUAUCUGGGCCUCUGUCUUAAUUAUUAAGGUAUAAGAAAUUCUGAUUGCUCUUGAGUAUUGGAUAACGUGUGCCACGGUCACUAACUGGCAUGGUCUGAAUUUGUCAAUGGCUGGUAGAGUUGAGUUGGUGAGAAUUUUUUUAACAUCCUUUGUUUACUAUUGGGCCAGUGUUUACCAUUGCUGUAGCUGUUAUUAAUUUUAUAGAGAGGACAAUGAGGAACUUUAUCUGGGGUAGUACAAAUGAUACCAAGAAGCUGCAUGCUUUGAGUUUGAAGACGUUUACCAGUCCUGAGAUGGAAGGUGGGUUUGGGAUCUGAAGAACUAAAUAAGUUGAUAAAGCUUUUAAGCGGACGCUGGUUUGGGACUACAUUCAGACCAACGAUCCGUUUUAGUUAACAGAUAUAUCAGAUUUGCAAACUUCUGGAAUUGCAUACCCUCUCAGCCUUCAAUUAUUUGGAAGAGUUUGAUGGGGGAAAGGGAGUCUAUGAACCAGCAGAUAUUCUUUAGAAAUGGUGAUGGCUGCAGCUUUAACGUGCUUUUGGAUCCUUGAUGUGAAGGGUACUCUCUGAUUGAGAAGUUUGGGUAUAGAAUUGUGAGAGCUCUUGCUUAACCAAAAAAACUCUCUCUUGGAGGCUAUCAUUACUAUGGUUUUGUGGUAUGAGUUUUGCUGGAACAGUGGUAGGCCUAGGUGGUCAGAAUUUACAUGCUUGGCUUUACAGAAUCAGAUCUUGACCGAAGUUUCAAGUUAACUUCUGAGGCUUAUGUUUAAUGUGUCUGUCAUAAUUGUAUGCUUAGUGAAGAUGAUGCUGAAUAGUUGAUCUCACUUGUUCUUGAACUGCAUAGAGCAAGCCUUGGCGCAACGGUAAGGUUAUUCUAUUGUGAUGUCGACGUUGGGUUCAAAACAAGGAAAGAACAUCUCCUUAUGCAUAGGUAGUAGGUAAAGGUGCGUACAUCUUAAUGACGGGAGACUCGUGCACUGAAGUGUUGCCCUUUGUUCUUGUACUGCAGGAUAUGCUCAAGAAAUUUGGUCGUGGAUUGGAUCAGUUUUGCAAUGGAACUUGACAGUUCACAACUCCUUAAUUGAUCUUGCUACUUGGGUUGCUUCUAUUGUUAGAAGUACAGAAUCAAAAGAUUCUAAGCAUACAAUUAGCAAUCUAAGUUUCAAUAACAGAAUAAAGUUCUCUGUUUGUUUUGAUGUAACAUAUUUUUCUCCUAAAAGAUUUUCUUUUUUUAGGUAAAAUAUAUAUAUAU
Cornus florida is the source of this 4473-nucleotide messenger RNA. Its product is annotated as pentatricopeptide repeat-containing protein At3g16610. Gene Ontology annotation, molecular function: protein binding; zinc ion binding; RNA binding. Gene Ontology annotation, biological process: RNA modification. The transcript has 2 exons. The record is from RefSeq and is a predicted model, not a curated record. The coding region runs from base 344 to 2776 and encodes 810 amino acids. NCBI's taxonomy places the organism in Eukaryota, Viridiplantae, Streptophyta, Magnoliopsida, Cornales, Cornaceae.